UAAGUGAGUCAAACUUCAUUGACCAACAAAAACGCGAACUGCUUCAGGGUCUGCAGUCAGUCAGGGUGUUUGGCAGCCCUGAGAGCGGCUUCAGCUGUACAAGAAAGCUUUUCUGCCUGCCUCUCUCUCUCUCUCUCUCUCUGCCUCUCUCUCUCUCUCUCUCUAUUUCACUUUGUCCUCUGCAACACUUACACGCUCACUCUUUUUCUUGUCCCCAUCCCUCUGCCUGACGAUACAUUUAAUUUCCAUCAAAAUCUCAUCCUGCCAUCGAUCGGAUCCUGCUGAGUUUAUGAAACCAAACGCAUCGAUCUGUCAGAAGAAGCGCUACACCUGGAACAAGUAACCAGCAGCAGAAGCAUGUCCCGCAGAAAGCAGAGCAAGCCCCGGCAGAUCAAGCGGCCUCUUGAGGAUGCUAUUGAAGAUGAAGGAGAGAGUCUAUCGGAGGAAAAUGACACAGUCUCAAAAGAAGAUUUCCCAUUAGAGGAAAACUUCUCAGUAGAGUUUGAACCUGAGAACUUGACCUGUGAAGACAUGGAAUACUUCUGCCCUAAAGGUGAUGAAGAGGAAAGCCAAGAACCCAAUGAGCUUGAUGAUGAAAUACGGUCUGGGAAACUGGCAGAGCUGGUGUCAGAAGCUGUUGACUGGGAUGGCCCUGGAGAGUUGGAGAUAUUCCAGAAAGACAGAGAACGCAAAAUACAGAGUCGUCAACAGCUCCCAGUUGGAACAACAUGGGGGCCUUUUGCUGGCAAGAUGGAACUCAGCCAUGAGAACAGUAGCUUGAAGACAAAGACAUUGGUCCCUAUAGUCUUGAGUGCGGGUCCCAAAUGGCUGUUAGAUGUGACUUGGCAAGAAGCAGACGACAACAAAAACAACUGCAUCGUAUAUAGCAAAGGAGGUCAGCUAUGGUGUACUACUACAAAAUCCAUAUCAGAGGGUGAGGAACUGAUGGCAUUUGCUGUGGAUUUAGACACACGGUUUCAAGCUGUUAGCCAGAUGACUCUGGCUGAAGGAAUGUAUCCUGCACGCCUCCUCGACACAAUACAAUUGCUCCCUCAACAAGCUGCAAUGGCAUCCAUUUUACCUACAGCAAUUGUCAACAAGGAUAUCUUUCCCUGCAAGUCCUGUGGGAUAUGGUACAGAAGUGAACGGAAUCUGCAGGCUCAUCUUAUAUACUACUGCAGUGGGAGGCAAAGGGAGGUCAGUUCAGUCUCAGAGGAAAAUGAAGACAAUGGUCAUCAGCCAUCCAGUGUUUGUCCCUUCCCACAAUGCACCAAAACUUUCUCCAAUGCCAGAACCCUGGAAAUGCACUUAAAUUCUCACAGUGGAAUCAAAAUGGAAGAAUUCUUGUCACCUGGUACUAGUUUAAAAUGUACAGUUUGCAACUACACAGCGGAGUCCAUUUUUAAUUUUCAACAGCACCUUUUUUCACACUUGACUCAAACUGCUUUUAAAUGUACCCAGUGCAAUUUUACUAGUGCAAACCAGAAAGAACUCCAGCAGCAUGAAGAACUGCAUUCACGUUGUGGUAAGCGUCAGCAAGAAAGUGAAAAUGAGCACUCACAAAGCUGCAGUGAAGAAACUGUACAGCAGGUGGCAGCAGAUGUGGUAAACAGGAGUGAUAUACAUCAGAACAGUAAGUGCAAUCAAAACAAGGAAGGUAGCUCAGAUGGUGAAGGUGACAAGACUGAGAAGAAAGUACAACCUUCUGUCCUUAACCAGAGACUAGACAUGUCAUCUGUGACAAACAAGCAAAGUUUUUCUUAUACUAAAAUAAAGUCUGAACCUUCAAGUCCAAGACUUGCUUCUUCUCCAGUUCAGCCAGGCAUUGGGCCUACAUUUCCAGUAGGGCCUUUUCUUUCUCAGUUUGCAUUUCCACAAGAUAUUGCAAUGGUACCUCAGGCAUCUGAAAUCCUCGCAAAGAUGUCAGAGCUGGUUCACCGCAGGCUGAGACAUGGCAGCAGCAACUAUCCACCUGUAAUCUAUAACCCUCUGAUGCCAAAAGGAGCAACUUGCUUUGAGUGCAAUAUAACAUUCGGUAACCUGGAUAACUACUUAGUGCACAAGAAACACUACUGCAGUAGUCGCUGGCAGCAACUAUCAAAGUCACCAGAUUUCGCAAAUGUUCCAGAUAAAAUGGCUGAAUCAGUAAGCCCAAAUCACAACAGCAGUUCAGUUAGUAUCCUGAAUACUGUCCCUCAUGCAUCUGAUUCUGAGAAUCAGCUUCUUCCAUCGCCUGGACUGAAUUGCAAUGCUGUUUUAGACAUUGUGGGGUCAAAUAGCAAAGGUCAUGAAAAGGAGCUUUCUGUGCAAACUAAGAAGGGAUCACCUGCAUCUAUCAGUGAAGAUAAAAUUAAUGGGAAACCUCUAGAAGUGAAGAGCCCCACUACUCCUCUUCCUGAACUAGACAAUGACCCCAAUAAAACCACAUGUGAAGCCUGUAACAUAAAUUUCAGCAGGCAUGAAACAUAUAUGGUGCACAAGCAAUACUACUGUGCUACUCGACAUGACCCUCCUUUAAAGCGUGCUGCUACAAAUAAAGUGCCUGCUGUGCAGAGAACUAUGCGUACACGUAAGCGCCGAAAGAUGUAUGAGAUGUGCCUACCAGAGCAAGAGCAAAGGGCACAAUUAGCUCAGCAGGGAUUUCUUCGUGUAGCAAAUCUGGCCAACCCAUGCACUUCAUCUCAAGAAUCCACAGAGUCAUUUAAUGACUGUUACCAUCAAAGGUGUGAUGUUUUUCCAGGGACAAUAUCAAAGCAUUUGGAAGCAUCACUUGCGCUAAGUAAAACUAUGUCCUUGUCAAAGUGUGAUUCUGCACAGUCUGCAGUGUCUAGCAUGGAGAUGGAUGCACCAAUAGACCUUAGCAAGAAAUGCCCACAAUCAGAAAGAGCAACUACUUCCCCCAAAAGAUUUUUAGACUAUCAUGAAUGUACUGUAUGCAAAAUAGGUUUUAACAAAGUUGAGAACUACCUUGCACACAAGCAAAACUUCUGUCCUGUUACAGCACACCAAUGCCUUGAUAUAGCACAGCUAGACAAAAAAACAUUUCAGAGUCCAGAAAGUGAGCAAAGCAGUCCAGAAGGCAGCUAUGAGAGGCAACUUUUCAAGUGUGAGAAAAAUGGGAAUUCUAAGCUUUCUCCUCCAAAUGGGAGCUUAUUUUCAUCACAUUUAACAACACUUCCAGGUCUUAAAGCCUUCACUGAUACUUCUCAGCUCAUUCCUUCAAAGGAAGAAAGCAAAAAUGCAUUCCUUCCUCAAUGUAUUUAUCCAGGAACAGUAAAGAAAUUUAAAGGUGCAGAACAGCUAUCACCUUUCCAUGGAAUAAAGCCAACUGAUUACAUUUCUGGUUCAUCAGCCAUGCAUAAUGAAGUAAAUGACAUAGAACAAAGUAUAAAUGGGGAUCGUGAAUCUCCUAUAGGUCAAACAGCUUCGAACGGGUGUUCACAUCAGAAAAAAGAUUCUCUGCCAUUACUUCCUAAAAACAGAGGAAUGGUAAUAGUUAAUGGACUAAAACCAGAGGAUCGACCUGUUACAGGAAGUGCACAACAAGAAAACAUAUCCCAGGGUCCCCAACAAGAUGAAGGACAUACAUCUCCAUCUUGGGCAUCUGAGAAUCCCUUACCUAGUAAUGAAAAUGUAUCUCCACCCAUGUCUGCAGUAGAGGAGCUGGUUCCAAGUAUCACAAAAGUGGUAAAUGGAGCCACACAGGCUCAGUCCAGUGGUAAAUACUGCCGACUGUGUGACAUCCAGUUCAAUAACUUAUCAAACUUUAUCACACAUAAAAAGUUUUACUGCUCAUCUCAUGCUGCAGAACAUGUUAAAUGAUAUGCCUAAACUGCAUAUUUAGUGUUUUUCCCUACUAAGCGGUGUGGACAUGCUGCUUGAAAUUGUUGUGGACAAUCAGGAGAUGUGUCAUUCUUACUAAUUUAAAAGACUAGGUUGUAAUUUACAUGAUGCAGUUCAUUAGUAACAAACGUAUAUAUUAUUGGUGCCAUUUUCAUAAGGUUAUUUAUUUUAUGAGCAGAAUUCAUUGCUGUGGUUACAUUAUUUUAUUUAAAAAACUUUAUAUUAAGUACAUUUGUAAUGUUAUUGUAUAAUUAUUGUGUAGAAAAUAUGGUUUGCACUGUAUAGUAAUGUAAAAAAAAGUCACAAACAGAAAAAAAUCAUUUUAGGCUAAAUAGCUUCAAAAAGCACUUGUGUAUUCCAAUUUUUUAUUAAAUGCUGUUGCAGAUUUACAUAUCUGCUAAAAUAUAACUUGCAAAAUGUUUCAAAUAUACAUGCUGUUAAAUUUGCCUUAAAUGCAAAUAUUUGAACAAUCAGGCUUAACUUGCAUUUUAUAUUUUGGCGCAUAUGAAAAAAUCAUUCGGCUUUGCAUUUGUAAGUAGCCGUUUGUUCCUGUUCACUUUCUUAAACUCAGACAUGUAUGUUACAAUGACAGAGAAUUUUUUUCUUGUAUAGUACUUGUACUUUCUUUUGCAGAUGCAAUUUUGUCUCACUUUUUAAACCUUUGCUGUCAAAUGCAAUACUUUGUAAGGAAAGAACACAAUUACUGGAGGCAGUGUUUACUUUGGAGAAGCAAGUUAAUUAAUUGCAUCUCAUAUGAGUUAUAACCUUAAACACAAUAAUGCUGCAGGUGUAAACUAAGUGAUAGACAAGCUGUAUAGAUAAAAGGAGUAGCAAUACUGCUGUCAGUGAUCAAACAAAUAAAGUUCUACUUCUGAUAGAAAUUAUUUCUCAACAAAUGUUGUUACUAUGCAUGUAUAUGGGUGGAAUAAAAUGUUCCGGAUUGUAGAAA
This is a messenger RNA of Protopterus annectens (West African lungfish), 4792 nucleotides long. It is a transcript of the gene ZFPM2, whose product is annotated as zinc finger protein, FOG family member 2. Gene Ontology annotation, cellular component: nucleus. Gene Ontology annotation, biological process: cell differentiation; heart development; negative regulation of transcription by RNA polymerase II. The record is from RefSeq and is a predicted model, not a curated record. Gene Ontology annotation, molecular function: RNA polymerase II-specific DNA-binding transcription factor binding. Bases 358 to 3822 code for a protein of 1154 amino acids. Lineage: Eukaryota; Metazoa; Chordata; Ceratodontiformes; Protopteridae. The transcript has 8 exons.